AUGGCAAUGCGGGGUGGUGCUAGAUGGUGUGAAAAGGUGCGAGACAAGGCGGGGAAGAUGCGAAAGGGCGGAGAGAGUAAGAACCUGUACAUUCAGCAACCGUCAUUAGAGCGAAAUUCAGCCCUGUCUGAAAUCAUCAUUCGUAGAGCUUGGAUGAUUCAAUCCUCCUCCCGCCUAACCGUGAAACGCGCUCAUCAACUCAAGAAGCUUCUUCUCGACGUGCCUCUCCCAACCAGCUCGGGCCCCGGUUACACACUGUUUUUCAUUGUAAAGGCGCCCGUCGCACCUGGGUAUGCAUCAUCAGAGAAUUCCAACUCUCUCGCGGUCGUUGGUGCUACCUCCACAGUCACUAUGCUGCAAAGUUCGCAUUAUAUUAACGCAUCAACAAGAAAGUUGCGGGGCAGGAAUGGCACAACAGACAGUCAUGCUUUCGACGUUCACGCCACGUAUGCUUCUCCAUACGUGCGAUUUCCUGCAUGCGUAUAUUGGUGA
Suillus subaureus is the source of this 492-nucleotide messenger RNA. RefSeq lists its product as uncharacterized. The record is from RefSeq and is a predicted model, not a curated record. The transcript has 7 exons. The coding region runs from base 1 to 492 and encodes 163 amino acids. NCBI's taxonomy places the organism in Eukaryota, Fungi, Basidiomycota, Agaricomycetes, Boletales, Suillaceae.